CUAUGUUAAAUACGAGAAUAGCUGGCUUUUGAUCAGAAAAGUGACAGGAAUACUUUUUGAACGAUGACGUGAGUAAAGUUAGGUGCGACGAACGAUAAUCUGUCAAAGAUAAUAUGUAUUAGCGGUUAUGGAAACGGAUGACGAUGAUCUCGAAUCGAAAGAGAUGGAAGUCGAUACGAAAGGAAAAAACAUACGCAAAAUAGUUCUGAAGUAUAUAUUUUUCCUCCUGUCGCUGGUCUUUGCCGUGGCAUUAGUCGGCGUCGUUACACAGUUCGAUUUUUCACCGUACUUCACGGAGCACGCGCAAGAGCUGUCUAAACACCGCACCAGGGGGGAGGAGGUAGAGUUUCAUGCCGUUAGUAACAUUGAGAAGUUCCCUCAUAAAGAGCAACGCCUUCCAAAGGAUCUGAAACCACUUAGUUACAAACUUGAUUUGCGAGUGAAUUUGACAACGCUUAAGUAUAGGGGAGUAGUCAAGACAAGAAUUCUCUGCGAGAAAACAACUCGUUAUGUUAUCCUUCACUGUGGAGACCUAGAAGUUUUGAACGUUUCCGUUACUGCAGAAAACAAUCACGACAUAGCUAUCAACAGAAUACUUGCUUUCAAGGAAUACCAACAGCUUUGCGUAGAGCUCAAGGGAGAUCUCUGUAGGGGAGAGUCGUAUUUCGUUACUAUUCAGUUCAAGAAUAAGAUUUCUGAUAAACUGGAAGGAUUUUACAAGAGUUGGUACCGCAGUGAAACAGGAGAAAAAAGGAUGCUAGCAGUGUCUCAUUUUGAGCCUGCACACGCUAGGAAAGCAUUUCCCUGUUUCGACGAGCCCUCUUUUAAAGCGUCCUUUAACAUAUCUAUAAUUCACGACCCUCAACUCUACGCCCUGUCAAACAUGCCCCGGGCCCGGCUCGUAACCAGAAAGGAUGGACUUGUGGAGGAACAUUUUCUGCCCAGCGUCAACAUGAGUACAUACUUAGUCGCCUUCGCAGUGGUCGACUUUAGAUAUAAAGAAAAGAUGACCAGCUCAGGAGUAUUGGUUAGGGUCCAUGCCCCACCUAGUGAUUUUGACCGUUUGGAGUAUGCACUGGAUACUGGUGUUAAAGUGCUGUCUUUUUAUGAGAAGUUGUUCGGAGAGCCCUUCCCUCUCCCCAAACUCGAUCUGCUGGCUGUUCCCGACUUCCUUAAUGGUGCAAUGGAAGAGUGGGGCCUAGUAGUAUUCCGACGUGCUCUACUUGUGUAUGAUGAACAAUUUACUUCGACUGAUGCCAAAGUGAAAAUGACUAAGGUUAUAGCGCACGAGUUAGCUCAUCAGUGGUUCGGCAACCUGGUUACACCGAGAUGGUGGAACGACUUGUGGUUGAACGAGGGAUUCGCCGUCUUUGUCGAGGAUGAAUUUGGAGCUAAUUAUGUGAUGAAUGGCUGGGAUAUGCGUGAAACAGUUGUAUCUACCAGCUGGAAGUCUGCCUUACACGGUGACUCCAUGUGGUCUUCACAUCCAAUCAGCGUUGAAGUUCAGAAACCGGAAGAGAUUGAUGACAUAUUUGACGCCAUAUCCUACCAGAAGGGUGCGAUGAUUCUCCGUAUGCUGAUGAACUAUCUUGGUGUGGAAAAGUUCUUGAAUGGAAUCAAGGGCUACUUAGAGACCUACAAAUACGGAAACGCUGACGCAGAGGAAUUGUGGGAUGCCAUUGGCGAGGCCAGCGGCGAUAUCAACGUCAAGAAAAUGAUGAGAGUGUGGACGGACCAGAAAGGAUUCCCAAUCGUCAGCAUUCGAAGAAAAGGACGCGUGUUUCAUAUUGAACAGGAAGACGUCCUUGACAAGCUGAUGAAAGACAAGAAACAAGCGCAAAACAGGAAGAGGUGGUACUUGCCAAUAUCUUAUUUUACGGAGUCAGAUCCAACAGUACGUUGGGUUACAAUACCUCCACACACGCAAUCUUACCCGUUAACAACAGUGUCUACUAGUGGCUGGAUAAUGGCUAAUAUCAACGCCACGGGGUUCUUUAUGGUAAACUAUGAUGAGGAAAACUGGAAAAAACUUGCAGUACAGCUCAGAAAAGAUCACCAGGUGUUUACUCCAAAUGACCGAGCUGGUUUGAUCCAUGAUGUUUUCACUCUUGCAUGUCAAGGUUUGCUUGACCCAGUCCUCGCUUUGAACCUGUCAACAUACCUGGUGCAAGAAGAGCACCCAGUCCCUUGGGCGUUGGCGAGAGGUAAAUCCAAGUGUCUCAUGGGAUUGCUCAGUAAAGCUCAUAAACUUCUGUACAAGAAUUACUUGUGGUCUCUUCAGGAUCAUCUUAUCGACUUGGUUGGCAUGGAAGAUACAGGGAAUGACCUGGAAAGAUUUUUCAGAUAUGAUGUGUUAUCCGAGGCAAUGAGGAGUGGUCAAAGGAAAGAGAUUAGAGAGCGUUUUAUUCGCUUGUUUAACGAGCUGAAGGAAACCCCUCUUGGAAGUCUUCCAAGUGUAGGUCCAAACUUCCGGUACCUGGCUUUCUCAUUUGGGGUAAACAAGUCGAGUGAGGAGGACUGGCACUACCUCUGGUCCGUUUACCAACAGUCUCCUUUUGAUACCGACCGGAAGUUCUUGAUGAGAGUUAUUACGUCAUUCAAUACGGAAAACAUCAGAUCAAGAAAUCUCCUGUUCAGUUUGGAUGAAAACAGAGUUCGUCCGCAGGACAGCUUGUUUUGGAUAGAAAUGAUGGGUAAAGGGCGCGGUAAGAUGGACGAUAGAUGGGAAUUUAUACUAAAACACUGGAAAACUCUCGCAAGAAGAUAUGCUGGAAGCUACAAGUUUGGUAACCUUAUCAAAGCGGUGGCUGGAAGUUUUCACUCAAAAGACCAGCUUAAAAUGGUUAAGAAAACCUUUCAAUCCUUAACUCCCGGGGAAAUUGCUGUCAGAGCUCAAAGCCAGACCGUGGAGAAAAUACAACAUAAUAUUGCUGGUAACCCUGCACAUCUUAAGACAAGCGAAAAAAGAAUAGUCAGAUGGCUGAAAGACUACAAACGAAUUUCCUGAAACGACGUCAGAGAGUUAUGGGAGUGAAUCAUUUUUUGAAAAAGUCCUUGAAGCGUAAUGGGUACACUUGUUAAGUUUGUCCAAGUUUAUGGUCACAGGGACAAACGUGUUAAAAGGAGACUCACUAAUAUCAUAUUUUCCCCUCUGGAGGAUGUUUGUUUUUGCUAAAAGAUCAGAUUUUUGUGAGCAGAAACAAACUCUUAUCGGUGAGUCUUUAGUCCCAAUCUGAGGAGUUUCAGAUACAAGCAAGGUUCAAAUCUAAGGUGGUGUGUUUGGUCCACGAUUCAAGUGGCUGUGAAGGGAGGUGAUAGAAAAUAUACGGUAAAACUAUCUACCUAACAUUUCCAAGUUAUCGCAAAAAAACUACACCCUACAGGAAGA
Molecule: messenger RNA, 3388 nt
Organism: Pocillopora verrucosa
Lineage: Eukaryota; Metazoa; Cnidaria; Anthozoa; Scleractinia; Pocilloporidae
Product: endoplasmic reticulum aminopeptidase 1
Biological process (GO): proteolysis; peptide catabolic process
Cellular component (GO): cytoplasm
Molecular function (GO): metalloaminopeptidase activity; zinc ion binding; peptide binding
Source: RefSeq, a predicted model, not a curated record